Suillus bovinus is the source of this 693-nucleotide messenger RNA. RefSeq names its product P-loop containing nucleoside triphosphate hydrolase protein. The transcript has 5 exons. Gene Ontology annotation, molecular function: ATP binding; ATP hydrolysis activity. The coding region runs from base 1 to 693 and encodes 230 amino acids. The record is from RefSeq and is a predicted model, not a curated record. NCBI's taxonomy places the organism in Eukaryota, Fungi, Basidiomycota, Agaricomycetes, Boletales, Suillaceae.
AUGGCAAAGUUGAUUGAAGUCCACGACGUCUCCUGCAAGAAAGACAAGAAGAAUACCAUUUUCUCUCGAUUGGACUUCGAUGUCAACGAGAGAGAUGUCAUUGUCUUACAGGGCAAGAGUGGUGCAGGGAAAACCACGCUUUUAAAAUGCAUUGCCCAUCUGAACGUUUACGAUGGGGAGAUCUUAUACAAAGGACGGACAGCAAAGGCACAUGGCGUGUCUGCGUUUAGAACACGGGUAUUCUAUGUACCCCAAAGACCUGCUUUGCUGCCAGGCACGCCACGCGAUUUUAUGGCAACGGUCACAUCCUUCCAGUCCCGUAAAUCGACCUCGGAAUCUGAUCUCGCCAACGCUAUGGACAUCUCCAAGGGAUGGGGCGUUGAUCACGAGCUAUGGGACAGGAAUUGGACUAGUUUGAGUGGUGGCGAAGCACAAAGGAUAGCCUUGGCGGCUGCAAUGGGGCUGAACACAGCUGAAGUCCUUCUACUCGACGAACCAACUUCAGCUCUCGAUCAUCACUCGACUGAGCUUGUGGAACAGUACAUCUUGAACGCCCUCAGGUCCCCGCAAAACGGAUUGAAAGCAAUAGUCUGGAUCACCCAUUCCGAGGAGCAAGCAAGAAGGGUAGGAACUAGAUUUCUUCGGAUCUCAGCAUCUGGUUGUGAGGAAGAGCCACGUAUGCCUGAACCAUAG